Candidula unifasciata is the source of this 1503-nucleotide messenger RNA. Lineage: Eukaryota; Metazoa; Mollusca; Gastropoda; Stylommatophora; Geomitridae. The record is from the annotation of a GenBank genome assembly.
AUGCGACUGGCUGCUAAGAAUGACAUCUCACCGUGCCUGCUAGCAAGAAUUAUCCUGGAGGAGUAUUACUGGAAUGAUGUUGAACAUGGAAGAGCUCAUGAAAGAAGUGAAGGCAGAGGGUCUUUACCACCUGGUUUUAUGACUGACUGCAUCCGGGACAUUGCUAAACUGCCUAACCCAGAACUUGCAAUGGAAAUUUAUGAAACAAUGAUGCUGGACAACUUCUAUGGACCUGCUGUUGAUAGUAUCAAGAAAAGCUGUGGUGUUGAAUAUGAGGUCAUUCUCAAAGCCAGAUGUCAAGAGGCUGGAUUGUCUUUUAUAGAUGAAAGCCAGAUGAGAGAAGAAGGUUAUGACAAAACCCCAGACAUAAGACUUAAGGUUCCAAUUAUGAUUAACAAGAGAGUUGUCAACUGGAUUGAGAGUAAAGCGUCCUUUGGGGACCCUAUCAACCACCAGCAGUACAUGAUUGAUCAGUAUCUGCCAUAUAAAAAUAGGUUUGGCCCUGGGGCUGUGAUCUACUGGUUUGGCUUUGUCCAAGAACUGGCAGAAACUGGUGAGAGAGGUAUUCUCUUGUUAAACGGCUUUCCUGUUAAGGAGCAGAUUGUUCACCUUCAAGAUAUGCAUCAGCAGGAGAGGGACUCUGUUGGAUUUUCUUCGGCACAUAAAAUAAAUACAAAUGAUAAUAGCAGUGGAUUUGAUGAUCUAGAAAUGGAUGGGAAAUUUUCCAGUUAUGUUGAUCCCAUCUUUGACAGUGAUGAAGAAGAGGAUCAGACACCAGGAUUUACUGCAGUUGUUCAAGGAAGUUGUGUUAUCUCUAGCAUAACUGCAGAAGGGACAUUGGAGAAACAUGACAGAAUGAUAAAGUUAGGUUUAAUGGAUACCGAUAUAGUUAGAAGCACUGGAUAUAGCUUACAUGGCAGUGGGACUGACAACUGUUGCAAAAGUCAGAGCUCAUCAUGUGUUACCUCUGGGAAAUCAGAUAAUACAGAUACUGAUAAAAAUUCUGAAGCACCCAGGUCGUAUAGUGAUCACAGCGUGAGUUUAGUAGAAAAAGAUAAUUAUGAUAACUCUGUCCCAGAUAUUGCUUCUGACAGUGACAAUAGGCUAAGCAGUCAUAGAAAUACCUCAAGUUGUGAGAAAGUUGAUGAACAUUGGAGCAAUAAAGCAACCAAUACUUUUUGUGUAGAUAAAGAGAUGGGUGAUGUACAAAAUCUUCACCAACAUGAAACAGGUGCCAGCUGUAAUAAACUUCAUGAAACUCAAGAUAACAGCAUUUCAUUACAUUCAGUAUCAGUCGCUCCGAAUGUUUCUACUAUGCCUUGUUCUGCAGAUCACUCUGUGGAUUGUAUAGAAAACAGUUUCUUGUUUGAUUCUAGCAGUUCGCCAAUAUCCAUGAACAGUAAUCUGUUAAGUCCUGAUAAAGAAGUGCGUAAUAAAUCACUGUCUUUUAUUUACUCUGAUAAAAAGAAAAAGAAAAGAAAGCCAAAAAGGGGGGAAAGGUAG